GAACAAGAAAUCCCAGCUCCGUUCGAUCUCGUCCCCCUCUCCCCCCUCCUCUUUGGUUUCUCCCCAUUCUCCGAAUCUUUGAUAUAUUCGUCCGUAUAUCUAGGGUUUCGAUUACGGUCCCUCUACGAUCCUGAUCGAUCCCCAAAUCGGAGGACCCUUAUCCGUAGAUACCCGCAGGGUCUGGGAUUUCAUUUCGAUUUUGGAAGGAGAUCGAUGCGAUUGUAGGGGGCGUGUGUGAGAUUCGUCUCUCUCCGGCUGUGCGCGAUUGCAGAGCGUGAUCAUGGCGCAGGGCACUUGGGAAGCGGAUAAGAUGCUCGAUGUGUACAUUUACGAUUACCUGUUGAAGAGGAAUUUGCAAGCGACCGCGAAAUCGUUCAUGGCCGAGGGGAAGGUUGCCACAGAUCCAGUAGCUAUUGACGCGCCUGGAGGAUUCCUCUUUGAGUGGUGGUCUGUGUUUUGGGACAUAUUCAUUGCAAGAACUAACGGAAAGCACUCAGAGGUUGCGUCAGCAUACCUAGAGGUACAACAAUUGAAAACAAGGGAGCAGCAGCAACUGCAGAUGCAGCAGCUGCAGCUCAUGAAUCAACGACAUCCACAGAUUCACCGAAGAGAUGUGAACCAUCCAGCUAUUAAUGGUGUAAUAAAUUCCAUAAAUUCCGAUGCUAUUUUAGCGUCGCCGACAGCUAGUGUUUUGGCUGCUAAGAUUUAUGAAGAACGUAUGAAGCAUCCGAAUUCAAUGGAUUCUGAGGCAUCUUCACAAAUACUUGAUGCUAGUAGGCUUAACCUUCUGAAAUCAGCAGCCAGCCCUGGGCAAUUAGUCCAAGGUAAUUCAUUGAAUGUCUCACCUUUGCAGCUUAUUCAGGCACGAAAUCAGCAAUCAACUGAGAUCAAAAAUGAGUUGGGUGUACCUCAAAGAUCUUUGCCAAUGGAUGCAUCUUCAUUGUACGGUCAGAGCAUCAUGCAGGGAAAAUCUGGAUUAGCAGGUGCUGGAUUGAACCAAGGUGUGAGUGGCCCGUUAAAAGGCUGGCCUUUAACAACAGGUAUUGACCCAUUACGGCAAAAUCUAGGUAUACAAAAGCCGCUUAUAUCUUCUCAGACUCAGUUCCAAGUUUUCCCUCAACAUCAACAACAACAGCAACAACUGUUAGCACAAGCGCAAGCUCACAACAACCUUGGUAUCCCACCUAACUAUGGCGACAUUGAUACUGGAAGAUUUAGGGGAUUGCCUAGGAGUAGCUUGAGUGGUAAAGACGGUCAACCCAACGGGAAUGACGGAUCAAUUGGUUCUCCAAUUCAAGCCAAUUCGCCCAAAAUUAGGCCAGAUCAAGCUGAGUAUGUAAUGAAGAAUACAAGGAAAAGAAAGCCUACUUCUUCUGGGGCUGCUAAUAGUACUGGUACGGGAAAUACCCUGGGACCUUCUUCUCCAUCAACCCCAUCCACGCAUACCCCUGGUGAUGGAGUUCCAAUGGCUGGUAACUUGCAAAAUCUGAGCAUUAUGCCGAAAACUUCGAUGUUCACUGAUGGAGCUGGAAUUGCUUCAUCUUCAAAUCAGAUGGCUGACCUGGAGCCUUUUGGGGAUGUUGGUUCUUUCGAUGAAAAUGUGGAAUCAUUUCUGUCGAAUGACGAUGGAGACGGAAGAGACAUAUUCGCUGCGCUGAAAAGAAGUCCUGCUGAGCACAAUUCGGAAUCUCUAAAGGGUUUUACCCUUAAUGAGGUUGAUUGUCUCCGUGCUAGCAACAGCAAAGUUGUUUGCUGUCAUUUCUCUUCUGAUGGGAAAUUGCUAGCUAGUGCUGGGCAUGAGAAGAAGGUUUUUCUCUGGAAUAUGGACACUCGACAAGUGGAGACCAAAAGCGAAGAACACUCUAAUUUCAUCACAGAUAUUCGCUUUAAGCCAAAUUCAACCCAGCUGGCAACAUCUUCUUCUGAUGGAACUGUACGACUAUGGAAUGCAGCGGACCAAAGCGGUUCUUUACAGACUUUUUCUGGGCAUAGCUCUCAAGUGACCUCGGUAGAUUUUCAUCCCAAGAUGACACAGAUUCUUUGCUCCUGCGAUGACAAUGGCGAGAUCCGUCUUUGGACCAUUGGCCAGAAUGCGCCCACACGAAUUUAUAGGGGUGGUAGGGGAAAAGUAAGAUUUCAGCCUCGAAUCGGACAACUGCUUGCUGCAGCGGCUGAAAAUGUAGUGAACCUUUUCAAUGUUGAAGCAGAUAUAAAGACCCAAUCUUUGAAGGGUCACAACAAUGAGGUACUUUCUGUCUGUUGGGAUGAAUCUGGUGACUUUCUAGCAUCUGUUAGCCAGGACACAGUGAAAAUCUGGUCUGUGACACAAGGGCAAUGCAUUGAUGAGCUAAGCUCCAAUGGAAAUCAGUUCCAUUCUUGCGUGUUCCAUCCAAAAUAUCCCAAAUUCUUGGUUAUCGGAGGCUAUCAGUCUCUGGAGCUAUGGAACAUUGGAGAGAACCAUAGAAUGUCGAUCCAGGCUCACGAAGGCUUAAUUGCUGCUUUGGCACAAUCACCCUUCACUGGGUUCGUCGCUUCUGCAAGCCAUGACAGAUUGGUGAAGAUCUGGAAAUAAAUAGUAAAUGCCGAACCUCUUCUUCCUCUUGUUGCGAGCUCAUAAAAACAUCGAAAAAAAACAGAGGAAAAAUAGGUGGUGAAAUCGCGGUCGAUUUCUGCAUACUUUGCAUUUUUCUGGUGGCAGCAGAACAGGAAGCUUGGUAUAAGUUUGCCGUGCAAGUCAAGCAAAUGUUUAGAUGCUCAAGGGUGAAGGUUUUCAAAUUUCUAACUACGGCAGUCGCAGCGUAGUGUGGGAGUGCGCGAGUCAUAUAUCAUAUAGGAAAGUGGGGAAGAGUAAUGUUCAAUUGAACCUUCUCCUAUUAAAUUUCUUUUCUUAACUACAUUCGUGCUGAUGUAUACGAGAGAUUAUUUUCGCAGUUUGUGUAGAAUGAUACCGAUUUAGCGAACCAAUAAUUGGAUGAUAGUGGCGCUUAUAGGCUUUUGUUUUUUGCUUGUGCUCUCGCUGCAGAUGCUGCCUUUUUAGUCCAUAAUAAAUUACAUGCAUAUCUAACAUCGUUUUUUUA
Molecule: messenger RNA, 3077 nt
Organism: Ananas comosus (pineapple)
Lineage: Eukaryota; Viridiplantae; Streptophyta; Magnoliopsida; Poales; Bromeliaceae
Product: transcriptional corepressor LEUNIG_HOMOLOG-like
Exons: 17
Coding region: 281-2572 (763 amino acids)
Molecular function (GO): transcription corepressor activity; protein binding
Source: RefSeq, a predicted model, not a curated record